CCCUCCUGAAUCCUCCCCCCCCCCCCCCUCCUCCCUCUCUACAGACGACUUCGUCAACCAUUUCGAAAAGAAGGUCGACGACAUCCGAUCCUCGUUUGCUAAGUCAAACGACACCGCUGGUUCUGCUCACACUGCCCUACCCUGUGCUUUGACCUCUUUCUCCCCUCUCUCUCCAGAUGAAAUCUCGCGUCUUGUGACGGCCGGCCGCCCAACAACCUGCCCGCUUGACCCUAUCCCCUCUUCUCCAGACCAUUUCCGGAGACCUUCUCCCUUACCUCACCUCACUCAUCAACUCAUCCUUGACCGCUGGCUACGUCCCUUCCGUCUUCAAGAGAGCGAGAGUUGCACCCCUUCUGAAAACCUACACUCGAUCCCUCCGAUGUCAACAACUACAGACCAGUAUCCCUUUCUUUUCUCUCCAACUCUUGAACGUGCCGUCCUUGGCCAGCUCUCCUGCUAUCUCUCUCAGAAUGACCUUCUUGAUCCAAAUCAGUCAGGUUUCAAGACUAGUCAUUCAACUGAGACUGCUCUUCUCUGUAUCACGGAGGCGCUCCGCACUGCUAAAGCUAACUCUCUCUCCUCUGCUCUCAUCCUUCUAGACCUAUCGGCUGCCUUCGAUACUGUGAACCAUCAGAUCCUCCUCUCCGAGUUGGGCAUCUCCGGCGCGGCCCACGCUUGGAUUGCGUCCUACCUGACAGGUCGCUCCUACCAGGUGGCGUGGCGAAUCUGUCUCCUCACCACGCGCGCUCACCACUGGUGUCCCCCAGGGCUCUGUUCUAGGCCCUCUCCUAUUCUCGCUAUACACCAAGUCACUUGGCUCUGUCAUAUCCUCACAUGGUCUCUCCUAUCAUUGCUAUGCAGACGACACACAAUUAAUCUUCUCCUUUCCCCCUUCUGAUGACCAGGUGGCGAAUCGCAUGUCUGGCAGACAUAUCAGUGUGGAUGACGGAUCACCACCUCAAGCUAAACCUCGGCAAGACGGAGCUGCUCUUCCUCCCGGGGAAGGACUGCCCGUUCCAUGAUCUCGCCAUCACGGUUGACAACUCCAUUGUGUCCUCCUCCCAGAGCGCUAAGAACCUUGGCGUGAUCCUGGACAACACCCUGUCGUUCUCAACUAACAUCAAGGCGGUGGCCCGUUCCUGUAGGUUCAUGCUCUACAACAUCCGCAGAGUACGACUCUGCCUCACACAGGAAGCGGCGCAGGUCCUAAUCCAGGCACUUGUCAUCUCCCGUCUGGAUUACUGCAACUCGCUGUUGGCUGGGCUCCCUGCCUGUGCCAUUAAACCCCUACAACUCAUCCAGAACGCCGCAGCCCGUCUGGUGUUCAACCGUCCCAAGUUCUCUCACGUCAACCCGCUCCUCCGCUCUCUCCACUGGCUUCCAGUUGAAGCUCGCAUCCGCUACAAGACCAUGGUGCUUGCCUACGGAGCUGUGAGGGGAACGGCACCUCAGUACCUUCAGGCUCUGAUCAGGCCCUACACCCAAACAAGGGCACUGCGUUCAUCCACCUCUGGCCUGCUCGCCUCCCUACCACUGAGGAAGUACAGUUCCCGCUCAGCCCAGUCAAAACUGUUCGCUGCUCUGGCACCCCAAUGGUGGAACAAACUCCCUCACGACGCCAGGACAGCGGAGUCAAUCACCACCUUCCGGAGACACCUGAAACCCCACCUCUUCAAGGAAUACCUAGGAUAGGAUAAAGCAAUCCUUCUGACCCCCCCCCCCCCCCUUAAAAGAUUUAGAUGCACUAUUGUAAAGUGGCUGUUCCACUGGAUGUCAUAAGGUGAAUGCACCAAUUUGUAAGUCGCUCUGGAUAAGAGCGUCUGCUAAAUGACUUAAAUGUAAAUGUAAAGAUACCGUCUCCCGACUUAAACUCUAGACGGUAGAAAUCUAUUACAUUGCUAAAGUCAACUUAUUAACCAUUACAUCGUAUCCUCCUCGCAGCUGCAAGAACCCCAGCCUUAUGAUUCAGUACUACACAAAUUGGUUUAAUUUAUUUACUAGCUAAACACACAGGUCCCUAGCGGACUGACACAAUAUGACGGCUUGUUACGAUGUCUCCCCCACCCAUGGUUCCAUAAGGGACACUUAUCGUUGUUACAUUUUGGCAUGAAUGUAUUUAUGUGGGAUGCCGCCGUGGUUGGGUCUUCUCUCUGAUUGGCUCCCUGAGGUCACAAUGUCAAUAGUUGUCCGUGGCUCAAAUGACUAGUCUUGAACGGAACUUCAGGAUGGAUUUUCCUUUCACUCAUUCUGGAAGAUGGGCUAAUCAACCCUGUCGCUGAUUCCUCAGUGGGUGAUGAGAGUAGGAUGGUUUGGAUAUAGUAUCAGAAUUGUCCCACUGAAGUUAGCUUUUCUAGGUACUUGGCUCACACAGCUAAUCGGCUGUACCAGUGACUGUCUGCCUGAGGGGUGUUUAUUCUCCCUCGUGUUGGUAUUCAGGUUUCGGACCACUUUGGACAUGAGCUGCAGCUCGCCGUCCUUAGGAAGGUGCGUUUUGGAAAGUUCCAACCAUUUCAAAUGUGUAGCUAGCGACUGAUGGUUUUCUGGUCUAAUGUUAAUUUCAGUCACCAAUCCUUUUAUGCACUCUGGCCGCCGGGGACAGUUCUGUCAGUCUGACCCGCUCUCUGAUGUCACUUGUGGCAUGGCUACUUACUAUGCACAUUUUCUAGGAGUUUCUCUAAUAUGUUCAAAAGUGAAUACUGGAACAAUAUUUCUAACAUAAGACUGGUCAGAGAUAGAAAAAGAAUGUAACAUUGAUUUUUAAAAAGGAAAUACUGGAACUAGAAAAGUGCUCACACUACAGGUAGGAAGUCUCGAGCCUUUACAUUGUAUAUGAAAUAUGUUGGGGGUUUUUCAAGACCGAGGUGAAUUUAGGAGGGGUAAGAGUUUUGGUGGGAAAAGCCUGUUAACAAAGACAUUCCUUUAGUUCAUACUGGAGGGGGAGAAGGAACCCACUUCUCCUGUCAAUUUACAAUGGGUUGAAUUGAUCUGAUCCUCACAGGACAGUCAUGACACCACCAUAAGACUUCGUACACAAGGCGGUUGGGGUUUACAGUGUUUUCUUGUUCCUAACUUAGUCCCUCUCUCUACACUGGCAGUUGUGAGAACCCGGAGGAUCCGUACCGUGUAGUCUUCCACCCGGUGGUAGCUGACGCCAGGGUCCACUUCCCCCCUCACGUCAAACGCUUUGAGGUCUAUAUGUUUUCCUUCGUCGAGGAUGCGGUUGAGCCGAGUGGCCAGGUCUUUGUCCAUUGUGAUGUGGUCAUCUGUGACGCCAGUAGUCCCUCUGACGGCCCCUGUAGUGGACAAUGUGUGAAUCAGGACAACUUGAAAAGAGGUCAACGACAUGUCAAAGACCUCUUUGAGGAGCCUCAUUUCUAUGUUUCUUCUGGAUACAUUCUUUGGGUGUAAUGUCUUGUUCUAACAUGUCAAAUAAAGUGUUCUAUAUAACAA
Messenger RNA from Salvelinus fontinalis (brook trout), 3450 nucleotides. RefSeq lists its product as uncharacterized. The transcript has 3 exons. The record is from RefSeq and is a predicted model, not a curated record. The coding region runs from base 898 to 1692 and encodes 264 amino acids. Lineage: Eukaryota; Metazoa; Chordata; Actinopteri; Salmoniformes; Salmonidae.